AUGUCUAUCGAUGAUAAUAACGACAACAAUGAGACUAAAUCAGCCAAGCAAUUUGGGUUCGACAGCCAAUGCGAAGAAGAUGAAGAGGAUAAGGAAUCCAAUCAAGAGCCAUGUCCGUUGAAAUCCUGCAACAACAGCGGCGAUAGUGGGGAUUAUAUCAGUGUCGGCAAGAAAGCCGAGAAUUACAACAAUCAACCGACCGUGAGCGGCCAAGUACGAGCACGAGCAUCCAGGAAAGGCUCGUCAUCAGCGUCAAAUCCGUAUGAAUUUUACUAUUAUUCUGGGUUUGGGCCGUCGUGGGGGAAAAAGAGACGCGGAGGAGAUGAAGUAAAGGGAAUCAGAAAGAUUAAUCGCAUUGAUCCUAAAGAGGUCGAAAACAACGGAAGCGUUAUCACUUCCCAAAACAAUUCGGCGCUGUCGUCUUCCUCACAAAUCCAUGAUAACGAAGAAUUUGAUUAUGUCGAUGACGAUGAGAAUGAGGACAGUGGCAAGAAACGAAUGAGAAAGCCCAUUAAAGCAAGAUCGUUGAAGUCCCUAAUGUGA
This is a messenger RNA of Hibiscus syriacus, 543 nucleotides long. RefSeq lists its product as uncharacterized. Bases 1 to 543 code for a protein of 180 amino acids. The record is from RefSeq and is a predicted model, not a curated record. NCBI's taxonomy places the organism in Eukaryota, Viridiplantae, Streptophyta, Magnoliopsida, Malvales, Malvaceae. The transcript has a single exon.